Rotaria socialis is the source of this 2067-nucleotide messenger RNA. The record is from the annotation of a GenBank genome assembly. NCBI's taxonomy places the organism in Eukaryota, Metazoa, Rotifera, Eurotatoria, Philodinida, Philodinidae.
AUGUCUUAUGUUAUUUCACAUGGACUUGGACCGUAUUUUCGUGAUCUAUUAAUUAAAGAUAUUAAAAAUUAUGAACGAUUUGUUCUUUGUUUCGAUGAACAAACAAAUAAUCAAAACAAGAAACAACUUGAUUUAUAUUUUCGAUAUUGGAGUUCACAAAAAGGACUUGUUGUUACCAGAUAUUAUCGUACAAUUUUAUUAGGUCAUGCUCAAGCAAAUGUUGUUGUUGAUGGUAUUUUAGGUUCUUUUCGCACUGAUUGUAUCGGUAUCAGCAAGUUGUUAAUGCUCAGUCGAGAUAAUCCAAAUGCCAAUAAAACAGUUGAAAAAAUGAUCAAUGAUGCUAUGAAGAAAGUUAAUGCUGAACUAUUAAACGUUGGUACUUGUAAUUUACAUGUUAUUCAUAAUGUAUUUAAAGCAGGGACAACUGAAACGAACUGGUACGUUGAGAACUUCUGUAUGAAUAUUUGGUCGUGGUUUCAAAAAUCACCUGCUCGACAAGAAGAUUUUGAGAAUAUUACAAAUGAAUUAAAUGAUGCCAUUGAAAAAACAAUUUUAUAUUUCUCAAGUAAACGAUGGGUUUUACUCGGAAAAGUAAUUGAUCGAGUUCUUAAGCAAUAUCAUAUGUUUCGUGAAUAUUUUCUGGUUUAUUUACCAUCAAAGCAACAGAAACAAAUACAAAGCAAUUCUCGUUAUGAUAAUGUUAAAGAAGUAUUAAUGUCGAACAUAUCAAAAAUUCGAUUAAAUUUUAUUUUAUUUUUAUGCCAAUCCAUCUUUGAUCGAUUUUUGACGUGGUUUCAGAAAGAAGAACCACUUGUUCAUUUGCUUUAUAAUGCAUUAUGUGAUUUAUAUCGUACUGUUUUAUUAUCCUUUCUAUCACCUGAACAUGUCGGAUCAACAUACGGCGGUGCUCUCUUAGAUAUCGAUUUCAAAUUAGCUGAAAAACAACUAACAACAAAAAAGUUACAGAUUGGAGAAGAAGCACGUCGACUUUUAGUGGACGUAUCCGCAUCAGAUCGUGCGACAUUUUUUCAUGACGUCAAAUCGAUAUAUCAUGCAAUUGCUGACAACUUGAAAAAAUAUCUUCCAUUAAAAAAUACAUUUUUAAAAGAUUUACAUGUACUUGAUCCUGCAUCGAGAACAAAACAAGAUUCAGCUGAUACAAUGAUUCGUGUUGGAAGAGCAAUACCAAAAUUAUUGAGUAAUGCUGAAAUAGAUCGUAUUCGUUAUGAAUUUAUGAUGUAUGCAGCUGAAACUAUUGAUCAGUCUUGGUAUAUUAAAAAUAAAUAUCACGAUUCAGAUGAUAAUAAUCAUACAGAAUAUCAACAAAUUGAUUAUUAUUGGAACAAGACAUUAUCAUUGACAACUAGUUUUGGAUUACCGAAGUAUCCAACAUUGUCUAAAAUCGUUAAAAAUAUUCUCAUUAUAUCACAUGGAAAUUUGGACGCUGAGCGUGGCUUUAGUAUUAAUGAACAUAUUGUUACAGAAAACAGAACACUGUUGUCAUUAUCUUCUAUUAAUGGCCUCCGUUCAACAUGGGAUGCAAUAAAAUUUUAUGGUGUAGGUUCACCACAUCGAAUAUCCAUCAAGAUCGAUAUGAUUCGUGCUGUACAAAAAUCGAAAUCGGUUUAUAAUCAAGAACAAUUAUCAUUGAAAUCUCUUGCUAAUCGUGAGAAAGAACAAAGUGAAAAACAUGAGCAUACCAAUGGAGAAAUGAAAAAAUUAAUCGAUCGAGAAAAUCAGUUGUUGUCGAAGCAAAAGGGUUUACACGAUAAACAAAAGAAAGCACAAUUGUUGGUGGAUGAAGGUCGACAACAGCUUGAUAAUGCUUUGAAAAAAGCGGAUAUUAUUGAUGCACAAGCUGCAAAUGCGUUGAUUGGAGCUGGUGAUGAACAAGUUAAAUUAAUCUCAGAUGAGCUUUUCAAAAUAACCGACGAAUUAUUGAAAAUUCAAAAAACAAAAUCUGACCCAUUUGGUCCUAUAAUAGCACUAAAUUUUCUUAAUGGACCGAUAACAAUAUCACCUUUGUCAGAUUUAAAACCAUCGGUUUCGACAUAUUCUAAAAAGUAA